UGCGGACGGUUUGACCUUUGACCUGGUUGUUGCAUUCCAGAGAGGCUUGUCCUGCAGCAGCACAGUCAUCCCUUUGGUCCACACGGCUUCUAUGCUAGAAAGACUAUGUAUGUUGAGCUAAUUAAGACCGAGUAGCGAUUCUGAGAGACUCGCAGACACCGCAGCGUUGAGCCGAGCUAAAAGGAAGCUCUUGACUGGCAUCUGCACAGUUAUCCCAUAGCUUAGUUAGCAUUUUUGCUAAACAACUAAACCGCCAUCGUAUUUUGAGGUUGCUUUGUAGACACACAGCGACUAGCCGCAAACACCAGCGCAGAGGAAAUGAAGGACAAACAAAAGAGAAAGAAGGAGCGGACCUGGGCUGAGGCUGCUCGCAUGGUUUUAGAAAACUUUUCAGAUGCACCCAUGACUCCUAAACAAAUUCUGCAUGUCAUCCAGACCAAGGGGCUGAAGGAGAUGAGAAGUGGUACAGCUCCUUUGGCCUGCCUGGUCACCAUGCUGCAUUCCCAAGUGAGAGGGGAUCGAGUCAAGAACAGUAUCUUCUUCAAGCUACCUGGACGAAUGAGUCUUUUUACUCUCAAGAAAAACGCUCCCCAGUGGACAAAGGCAACCUCGGAGUCAGAGACACCAUCAGAGCCGGCUGGGGGUACGACACCCCCAGCUUCCAGCAGCAGCACCCCGGCAGCAGGCUCAGCCGUGGCCCCAGUUGGUCCCACUGAGGCCACUGAACAGGAGAGCUGCGACUCCACUGAGACUACUGCUGCUGCCAGUGUGGACAAUGAUGCUUCGGUUGAUGAGAGUUCAUCCAGCGCCUCCUGCUCCGUGGAGCUACAGGCUCCAAGCAGCCAGCCUCAGACUCGCCUCAGCAGGUCAGCAGGACAGCAGGGUCGCACUGACACACAGCAGACCCAGCACGCGCAGACCAGACUGAGCCGCUCAAGACAGUCAGGAAGGCAGAGGAAGAAAGCUGUUAUGAUGCCUCGCGUCGUCCUCACCCCUCUUAAGGUGAAUGGAGAGCAUGUCCCCUCAGGUCCCAUGAAGCGGAGUCGGGGAGGGGUGGAUGUAGACUUUGAAACGCCAGGCUCCAUCCUGGUCAACACCAACAUCAGAGCUCUCAUCAAUACGCGGACAUUCUUAGCUUUCCCGGUACACUCACAACAGCAGCUGCUGCAGCUGCUGCCUGAGGUGGACCGACAAAUUGGACCUGAUGGCAUGGCCAGACUGAGCAGUUCAGCUCUUAACAAUGAAUUUUUUACCCACGCCUCCCAGAGCUGGAAAGAGAGGCUGGGUGAUGGUAAGUUUCUGGUCAUUCAUAGACAGAUUGCCAUGCUUUACUGACUUCAUCACUGUUCUUCAAUAGGGUUUGACAUAAUCAAUGGCCCAAUGCCCCAGAGCCAGUAAAACAAGAUUGUUAGGCAAGUUGUUUGGCCAUCUGCUGUUUGCUCCAGUGGCCGUGUUUCCACCUAUUGCAAUUCCACAACUUCCUGUCUAAAAGGAAUCCUCACUCACACGUAGUUUCUUCUUCAAUUUAGUAUGAAAUAAAAAGAGACUUCUUAGUGACUGUGAGAACAGGAUAAAAGAUCUUCAAUGAAUUUAUUUCAAUAUAGUUUUCAGACUGUAAAAAUGUAUUUAGGAAAUCAUGCAAAACGUUUUUAACCCAAGCAGCAUCUAUUUAUCUGAAUGAAAAAGGUUUAUAGCACUGAAGAUGAUUUUAUCAUAGUUGCAAUUUGUGGUGCAGCAUCUCUUCUGACACAGCAAGCUCAAAAACGACAGCACAAAGAUCAUGAACCUAGGUGGAGUGAAGGAAACAUUUUUCUUUUUCAAUGGUGUUUAGUAGAGCAGGGCGAUAUGACCAAAAAUAUUUAUCACGAUAUACAUUUGAAAAUUUGCGAUAACGAUAUA
This is a messenger RNA of Haplochromis burtoni (Burton's mouthbrooder), 1899 nucleotides long. RefSeq names its product polycomb group protein ASXL1. The record is from RefSeq and is a predicted model, not a curated record. Gene Ontology annotation, cellular component: PR-DUB complex. NCBI's taxonomy places the organism in Eukaryota, Metazoa, Chordata, Actinopteri, Cichliformes, Cichlidae. Gene Ontology annotation, biological process: animal organ morphogenesis; positive regulation of transcription by RNA polymerase II. Gene Ontology annotation, molecular function: peroxisome proliferator activated receptor binding; chromatin binding. The coding region runs from base 319 to 1335 and encodes 338 amino acids. The transcript has 9 exons.